Acaulospora colombiana is the source of this 672-nucleotide messenger RNA. NCBI's taxonomy places the organism in Eukaryota, Fungi, Glomeromycota, Glomeromycetes, Diversisporales, Acaulosporaceae. The record is from the annotation of a GenBank genome assembly.
AUGGAUCACGAUCGAGACGACGAAGCGCUAACGGUACUCGCGAAACUCCACGCGAAUGGGGAUAAAUCGGAUCCCAUGGUGAUAAGUGAAUACAAUGAGAUUAAAUCCAACAUUCUAUUUGAAAGGGAGUUUUCUGCAAAGAGUUACAAAGAGUUGGUGAAAAGUGGACCGGAGAAUAUUCGCCGUAGAAUGAUACUUGGCAUUUUCAUCCAGAUUUUUCAACAGCUGACUGGCAUCAAUGCCAUCAUGUAUUACGCGCCACAAAUCUUUACCAACGCUGGUCUCACGAGUAAUUCUUCAAAACUUCUUGCUACGGGUGUCAAUGGCAUCGUCAAUGUUCUCGCUACGAUACCCGCAAUUCUUUGGAUCGAUCAUUGGGGUCGUCGACCAACUCUAACUUACAUCAUAUUCGGAUCAUUCUGUGUCAUAAUGGCCGCAUCAAUUUUCAUAUUCUACCCCGAGACCAAAGGAAAAUCAUUAGAGGAGAUGGAUCAUCUUUUCGAUAGUAAUCCAACACAAAGGCCAUCGACCUUGGAGAAAGGCCAGGUUCCCGAUAAUGGUCAGGAUAAUGGGAAAUCGAUGGGUGCUGGCGACUUGGUCACUCAACAGCAGGAUAAAGUUGAAGAAGAGUCUACUGUGGCUGACACGAGAGAAGUUACAGAUGCUACUUAG